Manihot esculenta (cassava) is the source of this 2191-nucleotide messenger RNA. Its product is annotated as O-fucosyltransferase 31. The record is from RefSeq and is a predicted model, not a curated record. The transcript is spliced from 10 exons. Lineage: Eukaryota; Viridiplantae; Streptophyta; Magnoliopsida; Malpighiales; Euphorbiaceae. The coding region runs from base 288 to 1817 and encodes 509 amino acids.
AAGCCAGUUACAGGUGUCCAUGUGAGAUGCUUUAACUCUCCUUUUCUCUUUCACAGACCUCAAGGCAGGUCAAAAAAAGGAGUGAUUUAUAGGCAAUGGAUUGGAAUCCUAUACGUAGCGUUUACAUGUGAUAAGGCCUGUCUGCCGCUGUUUCUCUUGUCAUCCAUUAAUAUUUCCUUUAUUUUUCUCAAUAUCACGGACCAAGCAAGAAGGAAACACCCAGAACACUGAAACCCAGUUUUGAGAUCUGAUUGGUGAGUUUGGAGUUUUUAGUUUACCUGGGGAUCAUGGAGCUCCAACAAAGAGGAGCUCUUGCUGGACUUCUGGUGUUGCUUUUACCUCUGCUUUUGCCUGGUUUGUUUAGCCCAUUGAGCCAUGCCUCCCCUUCUACCUUCUCGGAAUGGAAUGUUCCAAAGCCUAGGCAUUUAUCUCUGUUGAGGAGUGCUUUGCAGCGUGAGACUUCACAUGAAAAACUGUCUGAUCUCUGGGCUCCUUUAGCUGAUCAAGGAUGGAGGCCAUGCGUUGAAUCUACAAAUGCCCCUUCAGCAUUGCCAGAGAAAUCUGAGGGAUAUCUUCAAGUAUUUCUUGAUGGAGGAUUGAACCAGCAGAGAAUGGGGAUAUGUGAUGCAGUGGCAGUUGCUAAAAUAUUGAAUGCAACUCUUGUCAUCCCACAUUUUGAAGUCAAUCCUGUUUGGCAAGAUUCAAGCUCAUUCGUGGAUAUAUUUGAUGUCGAUCACUUUAUUAAUGUGUUGAAGGAUGACAUUUCUAUAGUUAAAGAGCUGCCUGAUGAGUUCUCCUGGAGCACAAGGGAAUAUUAUGCCACUGCUAUUCGAGCUACCAGAAUUAAGACCGCGCCUGUUCAUGCUUCAGCUAAUUGGUAUCUGGAUAAUGUCUUGCCUGUACUGCAGAGUUAUGGGAUUGCUGCAAUCUCCCCAUUUUCUCACCGUCUGACUUUUGAUAACUUGCCCAUGGACAUCCAACGUUUGCGUUGUAAAGUCAAUUUUCAAGCAUUAGUUUUUGUUCCCCACAUCAGAGCACUUGGAGAUGCUCUUGUAAGUCGCCUCAGGUAUCCUUCCAGAAGAACUGAAGUCCUUAGCACUAAUUACCUACGGGAAACAACUGAUGUGAUUGAUGAAAACAAAGCCAGCAAGUUUGUAGUUAUACACCUUCGUUUUGACAAGGAUAUGGCUGCCCAUUCAGCCUGCGACUUUGGUGGGGGCAAAGCAGAAAAAUUGGCUCUGGCCAAGUACCGACAAGUAAUUUGGCAAGGAAGGGUCCUUAACUCACAGUUCACUGAUGAAGAAUUGAGGAGUCAGGGUCGGUGCCCAUUGACACCUGAAGAGAUUGGAUUGCUUCUCGCAGCUUUGGGCUUUGACAACAGUACCCGUCUAUACCUUGCUUCCCACAAGGUUUAUGGUGGGGAAGCUAGGAUAUCAACUUUACGAAAAUUGUUUCCACUAAUGGAAGACAAAAAGAGCCUUGCUUCUUCAGAUGAACGUGCGCAGAUUAAAAAGAAGGCUUCUCUUUUAGCUGCAGUUGAUUAUUAUGUUGGCUUGCACAGCGACAUCUUCAUCUCUGCAUCUCCAGGAAAUAUGCACAAUGCAUUGUUGGGACAUCGAACUUACAAGAACUUGAAAACCAUAAGGCCCAACAUGGUAUUGUUGGGACAACUGUUCUUAAACAAGAGUAUUAGUUGGUCAGACUUUCAGCAAGCAGUUCUUGAAGGGCAUGAAAACAGACAAGGACAGAUCAGACUGAGAAAGGCAAAACAAUCCUUAUAUACAUAUCCAGCGCCGCAUUGUAUGUGCCAAGCUUAAGAUGAUUUAUCUGAAGGAUGUGAAGUUACCAUCUCUAUUCUAUUGGUUUGGCACCACAGCUAUUGUGUGGCUGGUAGUAUAAAUAAACAAAAAAAAUUUCCGUUUGUCCUUUGAUGGAAGAGCACAUAUAGCAAUUAGCAAAGAGAAGAUGGGGUUUAAUUAAGGUGGGGAGAGAUUUAGAUCAUGAUUGUGUAUUUGUCAAAACUAAUGGGUUAUAUACUACGUGUUCUUGAACCAGGAAAAAGGUUUAUUUGUGAUUCAAUAGGUUACAGCUAUAUUUGUAUCCCUUCUAUCUGUCAAACGCCGGUUUUGAGUCGGUGGUUUGGCUGAUUUCAGUUUCAUCCGGUUAAUGGUUAAUUUUAUUUAUUUAUUUA